Molecule: messenger RNA, 2256 nt
Organism: Pararge aegeria (speckled wood butterfly)
Lineage: Eukaryota; Metazoa; Arthropoda; Insecta; Lepidoptera; Nymphalidae
Product: leucine-rich repeat neuronal protein 2-like
Exons: 2
Coding region: 747-2123 (458 amino acids)
Cellular component (GO): extracellular matrix
Molecular function (GO): protein binding
Source: RefSeq, a predicted model, not a curated record
CUUAUGGACGUUUUAAUAUAAGGCGCUGUAGAAUUUAUGGAAGUGAAAUUACAAUAAGUUAAAUACGAAAGUGAUAUUUUUGUGAGCGUUCACGUAACAAAAUAAUUGACGUUUAUAAUUCUUUGGUAUUAGUUUUUAGCGUUCAUUUAAUAAAAUGACUGUCAACCAUUAAAUAUUGUUUGCUGCCAUAUUCAAUUUGAGUACGUAUAAAAGCAAAAGUGAAUACACAAUGCGUUUCAUCUGAGAGAAAAAGGUUUAUUUUGACAUCGCUUCAUGCGAUUUAAGUCACAAAUAGUGUUUUUACAUAGAGUAUAUUCUGAUAAGAAUUUAAUAGAGAAUCACGGCUCCGGUAACUAGCACCUCAUUAUUAUUUUUACCUAAUAUGCGGGGUGCGUUACUCGAGCACGUAUAUUGGAGCAGCGUGGCGGGUCCCAGCUCUAUAUGACAGAGGUAUGAAGUACACAAAACAAGAUAAUUGACUUAAAAUUGAACUUAAUAAAAUCUUGAAAAAAAAAUGUUAUUACCAGACUACGGUAAAUUGUAAUUAAGAUAAAGUUUUCGUAAUUAUAACAAUGAACGAUAAGUUUUACCUACUUUGGUAAAGUAAAUAAGAAUGAAAUGGACAAUAAUCGAAUAGGUGUCUGUAUCACUGAUAAAUACUAUCUGACGUUACCGCUGAUAACAAAAGCAACAGUGUUGUAUGGGCAUAAUGUUCGCGGGACUUGACGGAUCACGACUAAAACAAAAUGCGAUUACUGUACACAGUUCUCGCCAUUGUGGCAUAUAGUUUUAAAGCCGAAAGUUCUUUGGUAUGUGACAGUGAUUUUUGUGUUUGCCAUCACAAUAACAAAAGUGAUCGUGAAGUAUUUGGUGAAAUAAUCGACUGUUCUUACGAUCCUAAUUUGUUGAGGAGAAACUUUAGUUUACCCGAAACAGCAUAUACGCUGAAUUUAUCAAGAAAUAACUUAACCAAAAUUCAGUUCUCGCUUAUACUUAAAUCGGAAACUUUAGCAGAGCUAUUGUUAAACAGCAAUCAAAUUAAUGAAAUCGCUCUUAAUGCUUUACGUUUGGCAAAUCUUAAAAGGCUCGAUUUAAGUGACAAUAAACUCGAAGUUAUCCAUGCAGGAACCUUUGAUCAUAUAAAUAACUUGGAAUAUUUAAACUUGGCGAACAAUAAAUUCGCUACUUUCGAAAAAAUAUCUUUCCAUCACUUGGGAGAGUUACAAGAAAUAGUUUUGGACAACAACAAUUUGGGACCGAGCCUCGAAGACAAUAAUCUAUUUGAUCGAAGCGGUUACGGAUUGACUCAUAAAAUCCAAGCGUUAUCUAUGAGCGGUAUUAACCUGGAAAAUGUUUAUGACAAUUUCUUUGUUGACGCAUACAACUUAAAAAGACUGACUAUUUCUAAUAAUAAACUAACCGAUACUUUCGAAUUUCCGUUCACACUUGAAUAUUUGGAUAUAUCAGAUAAUCCCAUAAAUGAGAUAUCGGAAGAAGAUUUUAUAGACUUAGUGGGCUUGAAAGAGUUGAAGCUAAAUAAUUUGCAAAUAAAAGAAAUUUCUGGCUACACAUUUGCGUCUUUGCACUCGCUCACUAGUUUAGAGUUGGAGAGAAACAAAAAUCUCGUGAACUUCAGUGCAGAAGCAUUCGGGAAGGAGGUACUGGAUGAUGCAGAUUAUUUUCCACUAGAAACUCUAUCUUUUAAGGGCUCUAGACUCACUUCUUUAGACCAGGAAUUGGAGGUUCCUUUUGGACAAUUAAUACGUUUGGAUUUACAAGGUAACUUCUGGAAUUGCAACUGCAAUCUGAAGUGGAUAAAGAAAUUGCAAAUACAUCCGGAAGAUUAUGAUCACUUGAGAUGUUACACACCAAAACCUCUAUACAACAGUCGAAUAUUCGAACUGGACGAAAAGUACUUCAACUGUGCGACGAAAGACCGUAGUCGCCAUAUUGUCGUGACGAUUUCUAUAGUCUCAUUCUGUCUCCUGCUGAGUUCUCUGGCGGUUUGGGUGUAUAUGUUCAUGCCACGAUCGCAGACGAGGUGUGACCUUGCGAACAUGUACUCCGGGGCAGGGUACUCUGUGUUGCCAAUGCACGUCAGCACCCUGCGUAGUCCACUUUGAAAUCAUUUUGUAGAAUACACUAAAUUCCACAAAGUUGUUAUUUUCUUUUUAACUUCUCCUCUUAAGAUCUUGAAAUGACCGGAAUCAAUUUUAGUAUCACCAUCAACAUAACCCAUUACUGGCCCACUACGCU